UCACGUGACAGCUUUUCCCAGGGAGGCAGUAAACAGCUAGCUAAUAAGCUAAGCAGUCGCAGUAUCGGGAGUAUGGUCUGGCGCCGACUCCCAGAGUCGGCCGGCUGACAGUUCAUUUUCCUUGGAGCAGUUGGCGCCGUUUGGAUUAAAAGAAAUGAACCGACAGAUCCCUGUCUAAACGAGACUCGACGGGGUUGACGUUAGCGAGCCGACGUCGGUUUACGUUCAGCGCUCACGGCAGGGGUUUGGUUUGCCGGCUAACGUCCGCGCAUUAGCAUUAGCUGUAGCUAACUUCAUGCCAUGACUAUGCAAGGGGAAACCGCGGCUAUACGAAUUCCCGAGAGCGAGGGCAAGCUGGAGGUCUUCCCCCAGAGCAGGACCCCGAGCUCGGGGAGGACGAGCGCCAAAGGCUGGCAGUACAGUGAUCACAUGGAGAACAUUGACGGCUACUUAAUGAAAUACACCAAUCUGGUCACAGGAUGGCAAUAUAGAUUCUUUGUCCUAAACAACGAAGCGGGUCUGCUGGAGUACUUUGUCAACGAGCAGUCGCGUUUCCAGAAGCCUCGCGGGACGCUCCCCCUGGCAGGGGCCGUCAUCUCCCCCAGCGACGAGGACUCCCAUACCUUCACUGUCAAUGCCAUCAGCGGGGAGCAGUACAAGCUCAGGGCUACCGAUGCCAAAGAGAGGCAGCACUGGGUGAGCAGACUGCAGAUCUGCACACAGCACCACACAGAGGCGAUGGGCAAGAGCAAUCUCCUGCCUAAGUCCCGGAGCUACUCCAUGGUGUCUCAGGGCAGCGGCAGCUCACCCAUGUCUCAGCGCCGGCCGAGCCAGAACACACCGUCAUUUUUCGGCUUGUCACAACACCACAAGGGCUCCUCUGUCUACUCCAGCAAGAGAUCCCUGCUGCCAGACCAUCUGCUGAAUGCCAGAGAGAUGAUGAGCCAGGCCCAGGGCCAGCACAAAGACCUGAUCCAGAGCAUUGAGGGCCUGCCACCGGCCCCAGGCCUCUCCCCACUUGACCAGGACCUGCUGAUGCUCAAGGCUACCUCCAUGGCCACCAUGAACUGCCUCAACGACUGCCUGCACAUCCUGCAUCUGCAACAGGUGUCAAGGCAGAGAGUCUCCUUCGGAGGGCCCACCAUUGAGUGGCUGGAGCCUAAGCUGCCCGACAUCCUGAAGAACGGCAGCAGUUCCCUGGCCAGCUUCGCAACGGGCGAGAGUCCGCUGGAGGGCAGCCGCCUGGAGCUCAGCACCCCCGAGUCCUGCAGCUUCUCUGGGGAGCAGGAGGAGAUAGAUGCAGAUGACGAGCUGGAGGACUCCUUCACAGACAAGGAGGAGGACCUGGUUGCCGUGGAGGAAGAGAGGAGCGUAAUUCUACACCUGCUGUCCCAGCUGAAGCUGGGCAUGGACCUCACACGGGUGGUGCUGCCCACCUUCAUCCUGGAGAAGCGCUCCCUGCUGGAGAUGUAUGCGGACUUCAUGUCUCACCCGGACCUCUUUUUGGCCAUCACCGAUGGCAGCAGCCCCGAGGACCGCAUGGUACGCUUUGUCGAGUACUACCUCACCUCUUUCCACGAGGGGCGCAAGGGAGCCAUCGCCAAGAAGCCCUACAACCCCAUCAUCGGCGAGACCUUCCACUGCUCCUGGAGGGUGCCCAAGAGACCGGAGGCGGCCAGGGAGCCCUCGGCAGGCACGGCUGCGCCUCAGGACUGCUACCAAGUGCGCUUCGUGGCGGAGCAGGUUUCGCACCACCCACCCGUGUCUGGCUUCUAUGCUGAGUGCCAGGAGAAGCGGAUGUGUGUGAACACCCACGUGUGGACCAAAAGCAAAUUCAUGGGGAUGUCCAUUGGAGUCUCCAUGAUAGGGGAAGGCUGCCUGUACCUGCUGGAGCACGACGAGGAAUACACCUUCACGCUGCCCUGUGCCUACGCUCGCUCCAUCCUCACUGUGCCCUGGGUGGAGCUGGGAGGCAAGGUCAACGUUACCUGUGCUAAGACGGGCUACUCGGCCGUCAUCACGUUCCAGACUAAGCCCUUCUACGGUGGCAAGCUGCACAAGGUGACGGCGGAAGUCAGGCACAACCCCACCAACGCCGUGGUCUGUCGGGUGCAAGGUGAGUGGAACGGCACCCUGGAGUUCGCUUACACCAGUGGCGAGACGCGGGUGGUGGAUGUCACCAAACUGCCUGUCACCAAGAAGCAUGUGCGGCCCAACGAAAAGCAAGGACCGACUGAAUCCAGGCGCCUGUGGCAGCACGUGACGGAGUCGUUACGCCAAAAGGACAUCGACAAAGCCACCGAACACAAGAGGAUCCUGGAGGAGAGACAGAGGACGGACAAGAGGCUCCGCAUCGAGACAGAGACCCCGUGGAGGACCAGAUACUUUGACAGUGAGGGGGAGCGCUGGGUGUAUCACAAACCGCUGUGGAAAAACCCGGCCUUCAAAUCAUAAUGUUCCCUAUGUUCACUGGUAACGGAAGCUGAUGUCGUGGACGGCAGACCAACUCUCUCAUGUGUGGGCGCGGGCGGCGAACAAGAACAUCAGUGGAGGAAAGAUCUGCACUGACUUUAGAAGGGAUGCCACCAGAGAGUGAGGGAGAGAGAGUGAACGUGUUAAUGCGGCGUUCUCUCAUCUCCCUCACAGCGUACACUAAACCCUCGAGGUACAAGCUUUCGUUCUGCAGACCCCUUUUGCAAAAUCCAUCGUGGAGGAGGACUGACUCUUGUAUAGUUGGAGGUACUCUAUUUACACAGCCUUAAGAUUGUCUCAAGAAUUAACGCUCUUAUCAUUAUGGGUUGCACUCAUCAAUAUGGGCAUGUUCUCUCUCUCUCUCCCCCUUGGAUUUUUUUGUUUAAUCUGUGAUAUCAGUACUAUAGGGGUGUUGUUCUUAAGAAUGAGCAAGUUCGAUUCCAAAAUGAGAUGUUCUCCAUAAAUAAAAGAAGUCAAAGUGAGGCGUCUUGUGCAGUACUCUUAAAGUUCUCACAUUUGAAGGUCUUCACCCACGAACCUGUCCUGCCCUUUGAGGACGACAUAGCCUUUACUUGACCUAUUGGCGAAAGACAGUGAGUCAGGUGAAAGAAUGUUUUGCAUCAUGGAUAUUAUAAUAAAAUCCUCAAAUUACAGUACCACUGAAGCGUCGCGUUAAAUUUUAAGCGUCUUUUGGAGGGAGACUUAUAACUAGAAUAUAUUUAAAACCUCUAACGUUUUGAAGCUCCGAAAUAUCCAAUAUUUGUAUUAGGCAAAUCGGACACAUUUACUGUACUGUGUGGUGUCAUCCAUCCGUUAUCCAAGCCGCUUAGCCGAAGUCGGUCGCGGUGAUGCUGGAGCCUAUCCCAGCAGACAUUGGGCAGCAGGUGGGGAGACACCCUGGACAGGCCACCAGACCAUCACAGGGCCGACAUACACACACCUAGGGACAAUUUAGUAAGGCCGAUUCACCUGACCUACUCUUUGGACUUAUGUGAUACAUCGCUGAUAAAAGUACAAUAUUCCUAAUUCACAAAAUAUAAUUUAGCCAUAAUAAUUUUGUCCUCAUUGAUGAGUAUGCAGGGCGGCACAGUAGGAGGGCAGCACGGGGGCGCAUUGGUUAGUGUGGUCACCUCACAGCAAGAAGGUCCUGGGUUUGAGCCCCGGGGGUAGUCCAACCUUGGGGGGUUGUCCCGGGUCAUCCUCUGUGUGGAGUUUACAUGUUCUCCUCGAGACUGCGUGGGUUUCCUCCGGGUGCUCCGGUUUCCUCCUACAGUCCAAAGACAUGUAGGCCAGGUGAAUCGGCCAUACUAAAUUGUCUCUAGGUGUGUGUGUGUGUGUGUGGGGGGGGCUGUGA
Lampris incognitus (smalleye Pacific opah) is the source of this 3826-nucleotide messenger RNA. Its product is annotated as oxysterol-binding protein-related protein 11-like. The record is from RefSeq and is a predicted model, not a curated record. Gene Ontology annotation, molecular function: sterol binding. The transcript has 13 exons. The coding region runs from base 301 to 2454 and encodes 717 amino acids. NCBI's taxonomy places the organism in Eukaryota, Metazoa, Chordata, Actinopteri, Lampriformes, Lampridae. Gene Ontology annotation, cellular component: cytosol; intracellular membrane-bounded organelle; membrane.